AUGAUGUCUCCCAUUUCUCUCAAGGCUAUCGGAGGAGCUGCUGCCGUGUAUCUGUUGGGCCAGCAAGUUCAGUGCCCGUUCGUCGCCAUUCCUCUGAUCGGUGAUGCCGUUGCCAUGACUGUGGCUCAGGUCGGCUCUGCUGCUGCUAGUUUCGGCGGUGCCAUUGCUGCUGCUCACUUUGGUGGCGGCAAGAGAGAUAUUGAAGGUCGUGCCACUUUUGUCGAUGCUCCUGCUGGUGUGCCUCAGUACAACUUUGACAUGUGUGCCGAGAGCCUGGCCGACCCCUCUGUGCACGUCACCGUUACAGGGCCUGUGCAGAACAACGGCGUGCAAAUCGACGGGUUGCCUUCAACCUGCAUGGUGCUCUCGAAUGUCUUUGACGGCAACGCUGCGGGUGGCCCACGUCCCACUCCUUGCGGCUCUGCUUGCCUUCUUUACAACAACCUCAACCAGGCCGAGUACAGUCAGAUGCAGGCCAUCUUUGAGCGGAUGAAGAGCUUGUAG
Messenger RNA from Penicillium diatomitis, 504 nucleotides. RefSeq lists its product as uncharacterized. The transcript is spliced from 2 exons. NCBI's taxonomy places the organism in Eukaryota, Fungi, Ascomycota, Eurotiomycetes, Eurotiales, Aspergillaceae. Bases 1 to 504 code for a protein of 167 amino acids. The record is from RefSeq and is a predicted model, not a curated record.